This is a messenger RNA of Schistocerca cancellata (South American locust), 1392 nucleotides long. RefSeq lists its product as uncharacterized. The coding region runs from base 1 to 1392 and encodes 463 amino acids. The record is from RefSeq and is a predicted model, not a curated record. The transcript has 3 exons. Lineage: Eukaryota; Metazoa; Arthropoda; Insecta; Orthoptera; Acrididae.
AUGGUUUUAUUGAAAAAGGGCUACCAUGCUCCAAUGUAUCAGAGACGAAAAUGCAAACCGACGCCCCCGGCGGGCAAACCGACGCCCCCGGCGGGCAAACCGACGCCCCCGGCGGGCAAACCGACGCCCCCGGCGGGCAAACCGACGCCCCCGGCGGGCAAACCGACGCCCCCGGCGGGCAAACCGACGCCCCCGGCGGGCAAACCGACGCCCCCGGCGGGCAAACCGACGCCCCCGGCGGGCAAACCGACGCCCCCGGCGGGCAAACCGACGCCCCCGGCGGGCAAACCGACGCCCCCGGCGGGCAAACCGACGCCCCCGGCGGGCAAACCGACGCCCCCGGCGGGCAAACCGACGCCCCCGGCGGGCAAACCGACGCCCCCGGCGGGCAAACCGACGCCCCCGGCGGGCAAACCGACGCCCCCGGCGGGCAAACCGACGCCCCCGGCGGGCAAACCGACGCCCCCGGCGGGCAAACCGACGCCCCCGGCGGGCAAACCGACGCCCCCGGCGGGCAAACCGACGCCCCCGGCGGGCAAACCGACGCCCCCGGCGGGCAAACCGACGGAAAAACCGACGCCCCCGGCGGGCAAACCGACGCCCCCGGCGGGCAAACCGACGCCCCCGGCGGGCAAACCGACGCCCCCGGCGGGCAAACCGACGCCCCCGGCGGGCAAACCGACGCCCCCGGCGGGCAAACCGACGCCCCCGGCGGGCAAACCGACGCCCCCGGCGGGCAAACCGACGCCCCCGGCGGGCAAACCGACGCCCCCGGCGGGCAAACCGACGCCCCCGGCGGGCAAACCGACGCCCCCGGCGGGCAAACCGACGCCCCCGGCGGGCAAACCGACGCCCCCGGCGGGCAAACCGACGCCCCCGGCGGGCAAACCGACGCCCCCGGCGGGCAAACCGACGCCCCCGGCGGGCAAACCGACGCCCCCGGCGGGCAAACCGACGCCCCCGGCGGGCAAACCGACGCCCCCGGCGGGCAAACCGACGCCCCCGGCGGGCAAACCGACGCCCCCGGCGGGCAAACCGACGCCCCCGGCGGGCAAACCGACGCCCCCGGCGGGCAAACCGACGCCCCCGGCGGGCAAACCGACGCCCCCGGCGGGCAAACCGACGCCCCCGGCGGGCAAACCGACGCCCCCGGCGGGCAAACCGACGCCCCCGGCGGGCAAACCGACGCCCCCGGCGGGCAAACCGACGCCCCCGGCGGGCAAACCGACGCCCCCGGCGGGCAAACCGACGCCCCCGGCGGGCAAACCGACGCCCCCGGCGGGCAAACCGACGCCCCCGGCGGGCAAACCGACGCCCCCGGCGGGCAAACCGACGCCCCCGGCGGGCAAACCGACGCCCCCGGCGGGCAAACCGACGCCCCCAGGAAACUGA